Messenger RNA from Paramecium tetraurelia, 1284 nucleotides. RefSeq lists its product as uncharacterized. Gene Ontology annotation, biological process: regulation of cyclin-dependent protein serine/threonine kinase activity; mitotic cell cycle phase transition. Lineage: Eukaryota; Ciliophora; Oligohymenophorea; Peniculida; Parameciidae. The transcript has 4 exons. Gene Ontology annotation, molecular function: cyclin-dependent protein serine/threonine kinase regulator activity. The record is from RefSeq and is a predicted model, not a curated record. Gene Ontology annotation, cellular component: centrosome; cyclin-dependent protein kinase holoenzyme complex; cytoplasm.
AUGUAAAACAAUGUAAAAAAGUAAAACAGUAGGGCUAGAAAAGGUCACAAAUAAAGAAAUUUAGGAAUCAAAACUAAUUGUGAUAGUGUUAAAUUCAAAUCCAAUUAGGCGGCAUGUGAAUAUGUAUAAGCUACAACAAAGAAAGUUAAGAAUGAAAAUGCUAUUUAUCCCAUAAUUACAGAAGAAACUCCAAACUCAGAGAAAAGAAUUCAAUCAUAAUAAAAUUCCUCUAAGUUAGAGAAUUUGAUAGGUGAUGCUUUUGGGAAGGAUUUAUCUUCAUUUACUUUUAAUAAUUCAUUAGAAAAUAAUUAAGAGGAAGAGUAAGAAACUUUGAAUGAGUUUAUGAGAGAUUAAGUAAAAUUUGAGGAAAUUUAUAGUUAUUAAAAAAAUUACUUAAACAACUAGAAUGAAAUUUAAAGUCAUAUGGUGGCUAUAUUAUUUGAUUGGUUGGUUGAGGUGGCUCAUUCAUUUCAUUUUAAAAGAGAAACCUUUUAUUUAUCUAGAAAUUACAUCGAAAGAUAUCUUCUGAGGUAGCCAAAUGUUUUAAUAGCUAAAUUCUAACUUCUUGGGGUAGCAGCCAUUUUCAUAGCUCAUAAAUGCGAAGAAAUCUACCCAAAGACAUUGAAGGAUUUUCAUAGACUCAUUUAAGAUUAAUACACAAUACAGGAGAUUGAGGAGAUGGAAGUUGCAAUAUUAAAAUGUCUAGAUUUCAGAAUGAAUCCAAAUACUCCCAUUUUUUGGUUGAACUAUUAUACUAAAUUAUGGGAUGAGUACAUAGUGGACAAAGAAUUGAAUGUUUCAUUAAAGGAAAGAUCUAACGAAUCGUAUUAUAGAUACAGAGAACUUGUUUAAUUGUUUGACGUUUGUCUAAUUGAUUAUAGAUUCAAGAAAGAUGAGAAGAUUACUGCAUUGAGUCUGAUUUAUUUAGUAAUUGCAAAAUCAAUGUAGAUAUUUGAGGAUUAUGGAAAGAUGGCUAGUUAAUAAGCGGAAAUCAAAUGCUUCUUUGAUUCAAAUCAUGAAUAUAAUUAAAUAUUCAGAUAAUUCAUAGAUUAAUCAGAUUUGUAUUUGCAUUUUGAUCGAAAGAUAGAAUUUAAAGACUUGAGAGAUGUGGUUUGUGAGACUACCAAAUAUUUCAUACUUCGAUUUGAUAACGCAUUGCCAAGAGUAUUAUUGAAUAACCAGGACUUUAUAGAUGAAUUGCAACACGAGGAAUUACUUUCAUUCCAGACCUAUAAUAGAAACACUAUCGAAACUAUAAAUUACCUGCUUAAAUAAAAAUAAUGA